GGAGCAGCAGUACUGACACCCAGGUGUGAUCCCAGGCAGAAGGGGGUCCAAUGGCUUCUUCAAAGUAUGACCCCCACCUGGGCGCAGGCCCAUCCGAGGACUCGGAGAUCCUCCUGGAUGAUUCGGACUCAGGAAGUGUGCUUUCUGAUGACUCAGUGCUUCCCGAUUAUGAAAUGGAUGAAAAGUAUACAGAGCCGGCUAAAACGUUGUACGAGGCCUGCGCUAGGAAUGAGCCCACAUCCCUGCUCAGGGUCCUGGAGAGAGGAGUCACUAAAGACGAGGCCAUGGACCUGGACAACAAUGGCAAGAAUGGACUGAUGCAGGCUGUGGCCAAGGGAUUCAUGGACAUUGUCACCAUGCUGCACACAUGUCCGUUAAUAGAUAUCAAUCACCAAGACAAUGAUGGCAAUACUGCCCUCAUGAUUGCUGCCCAGGCAGGCUUCAGCACCAUUGUAAACUAUAUCCUUAACUUCUACUCUGGUGUGGACACCGAAGUCAGGGAUCCCCGUGGCUUCACAGCCCUCAUCAAGGCUGGCCUGCAGGGCCAAGAAGAGUGUGUGUCUGCUUUGCUAAUGCAUGGUGCAGAUAUGAAUGCAAUAGACCUGGUCCAAGGGAGAAGUCUAAAUGAUUGGGCCCUAAGGACAGGAAGUUUUGAGACCGUUAAGAGACUACGCCGCCUGAACGCUCAUUCUGUCGCUGUGCAGUUCUGCGAAAGUUACAUUCCUGAGUGGCCUGCGCUGAAGCAACUGGUAGCAAAGGCCACCGUCACCAAAACAGCCGGUGAGAAGCUGAGGCAGCGCUUAAAAGAUAGCCUCUCUUUCAGCUUCCAUCAAGACCCCCAAGACAACGGGGUCAUGGACCAUAUGGUGCGGAUGACCUCAGGCAUCCACAGUCCCCUCGUAGUCACUGGUUGCCAUCCACUCUGUCCCUCCAGCCCCCCAGAGAUUGGGAAGCGACGGUUUGCCGUCUCUGAACUACUUGAAAAGCACAGCAUCAAGGAGUUGGAGGAGAGCACAGUGUCCCACAGUAAAGGCUCCGUCACCACCUCAGCUUCUCACUCUGGUGCGUCAGCCACCUCCGUAUCUCUGACCUGCUGCCAGGAGCAUGGCAUAGGAGGCUUCAUUCCCCGUAGCAUGGGACACAGAAACAGCAUUUUCCCCUCAGGCUGUAUUCCCAAGAUUGAAGUGACAAAAUCUCAGGAGUCCACUCCAAAGAAAGAGAAAAAGAAGAAAGCGCAGAAGGGCUACCUGGAGCCUCCUAUCUGGAAGUACAAGGAGAUCAAGGAGGAGAAGAAGAGAGAGAAGAAGGAGCAGCAGCAGCAGGAAAAAGAAAAAGAAAAAGAAAAAGAAAAAGAAAAAGAAAAAGAAAAAGAAAAAGAAAAAGAAAAAGAAAAACAAAGAAAAACAAAGGGGUCCAAACGUUCAUCAAGCAAAAACUGAGGCUUUAUUCUCUUUUCCUCAGAGAACUUCACUGUGAUGAAGUCGUGCAUAAGGGAUGAGCAUGUGAUUACAGCGAUGCCUGUUUUAACAGAAGACUAAGGAAUUGGAAACACAUCGAUGGAUUUGAACCCUUGUUUGGGAUGAACAUGAGAAAACUGGAGCCAUCUGAAUUUGCUAGGUGUGAUGUAUCUUUCUGCAUAUUUGGAAUGCUGAAAAUUAGGUUAUAUUUGGUUAUUUGUUAUUUGGUUUUCGAGAUAUACGGUGAUGAGUCUUAGCAUGGCUGACCCCUACCUUGUGGAUUGAUAGAUUGAGUCUCACAGGUAUGAAAAGUUAUACUGACCACAAACACCUGCAAUGACAGUAUUCCAUAUUCAGGAUUUUACUAAUCUGUGUUUUGUGAAUGAUUUCCAAGUAGAGUGCGAUCAUGGUAUUUAACUGUAACCAAAGACAACCAAAGCAACAGCAAAUACUGUAUACAUGUGAGCAAUGGCCAAAUUAAUUCAUGUCAUAGUUCAUCAAAACGACUGCAAUGUUAAACAGAGGAAAGGGAGACAAAACAUCUUCAUGCCACAUGGUCGCGUCAGAGACUGUGGCUGCUUUUUACGAGACCAAGCUAUGGAAAUGCGUCAGCACCCAACUGUUGUAAGAUUCAUAAACUUUGGUUAUUUUUCCACUAUGCAGAGGGAGUAAGGCUGUUGGGAAACAGAAACAGGAAGUUAAUCGUAGCUAUCUCAUACAUUGUCUGAUUGAGAUCAAAACUGUUCAUUCAGCAGACACAUUCUCAGUAUUCUUGUGUUUCCUACAAUCCCUCAAACACAGCAAAAAGUCCAUUUUACAGAAGUUUAUAAAUUAAAUCAGUCACCAAGUUUUAUCUAAAGGUUAUCCAAUCUUCUUUGUAUGCAACAUGUAGCAGAUACCGGAUGCCUUUAUUGUGCUUUUAUUCCACAGAAUUGUAAGACUCCAAACUGGCAUAUGAACGAUGUUAGCAGCGAAGAUACAGAAAAAGAUAUCUUUUUUAUUUUGCUGGUAUUCAAAUCUGCCGGUGCUCAAUAUACCAAUAUUUGAUGGCCUUUUAUUGGACACCAGAAUUUCUGCUUGCAAUAUACCAAUAGCAUACCAAAUGUAUUUGUACGUAUUUGUACACAAUGUUACUCAGGAAAUAUUUUGGUAAUAAUCUGUUGGGCAUUAUACAUUAAGCAUC
This is a messenger RNA of Cottoperca gobio, 2640 nucleotides long. It is a transcript of the gene ankrd33aa, whose product is annotated as ankyrin repeat domain 33Aa. The record is from RefSeq and is a predicted model, not a curated record. The coding region runs from base 51 to 1439 and encodes 462 amino acids. The transcript has 4 exons. NCBI's taxonomy places the organism in Eukaryota, Metazoa, Chordata, Actinopteri, Perciformes, Bovichtidae. Gene Ontology annotation, molecular function: protein binding.